UCACUUUCCCUUCCCUAAAUCCAAACAAUGCACUGCGUCUAUUGCCAGGUGUCCAAGUUUAACCCACUUACGCACAAAACUCAAAAGGAAUGUCUUCUCAUUGGAUAAUGAAUCCAUAUGCUUAUUUCGCAUUUUCUUUUCAUAACUGAUAAGUAAUUCAAGUUGUGGCAUUUUCCGGCCGUGAAGCAUUACAAAUUGUGAAUUCAUGAAAUGGCAAGCAGAGCAGGUGAAGUAGUGUGUGUUACUGGAGGCAGCGGCUAUAUUGGUUCAUGGCUGGUCCGUCUCCUUCUCGAGCGUGGCUACACUGUUCACGCUACCAUCAAAGAUCUCAAUGAUGAGAAAGAGACGAAGCAUUUACUUGCCUUAGAAGGGGCUGAAUCCCGUCUCCUUCUUUUCCAAAUUGAUCUAAUUAAUUACGACUCAAUUGUCCCCGCCAUUACUGGUGCUGUCGGCGUUUUCCACCUUGCUUCCCCCUGCAUUGUCGAUGAAGUUAAAGAUCCCGAUAAUCAACUUCUGUCGCCAGCAAUCAAAGGCACUAUGAAUGUACUUACAGCGUCAAAGGAGCUGGGGGUUAGGCGUGUGGUGGUGACCUCAUCUAUAUCGGCCAUCAUUCCAAGUCCUAAUUGGCCGGCUGAUCGUGUGAAAAACGAGGAUUGCUGGACGGAUAUUGAAUACUGCAAACAGAAAGGGGUAUGGUAUCCCUUGUCAAAAACACUUGCUGAAAAAGCUUCUUGGGAAUUUGCCAAGGAAAGAGAUUUGGAUAUUGUUGUGGUGAAUCCAGGAACUGUAAUGGGUCCCAUGCUCCCACCAACUCUUAAUGCCAGCAUGCUCAUGAUGCUUCGUCUUCUUCAAGGCUGCACCGCUACAUAUGAAGAUUUCUUUAUGGGACUAGUCCAUGUCAAGGAUGUGGCAUUAGCUCAUAUUCUUGUUUAUGAAAACAAUUCAGCAAAAGGAAGGCACAUGUGUGUUGAAGCCAUAACUCACUAUGGUGACUUUGCGGCUAAGGUUGCAGAGCUUUACCCUGAAUAUAACAUUCCUCGGUUGCCAAAAGAUACUCAACCUGGACUAUUAAGGGCCAAGGAUGGAGGUAAGAAGUUGAUGGAUUUGGGACUGCAAUUUAUUGGCAUGGACCAAAUAAUUAGGGAUUCUGCUGAGAGUUUGAAGAUCAAGGGUUUUAUUUCUUAAAUGUCCAUAGCUGUCCCGUGGCAUCUUCUGUACAUGUUCAUCAACUCGUACUAGCUGUAAUUUGACCUAUUUCGUCGUGCUGGAACGGAUGACGUGAUUUGUUAUUUCAAGUCAACAUCUUGAAAUAAAACAAGUCACAAGUUGUAACACCUGUUAUGUUCUUAGAUAUAACAACUUUCUAAUGACAAUGGCUUCGUGCAUCGUGCUACCUUUUAAUUAGUUAGAGGGGUAACGAACUACAAAUGAUACUUUUAGGGAUCGUUUGGUUUGAAUACGGCUUAUGCUGGGAUAAGUUAUGUUGGGAUUAGUUAUCCAGGUAUUCUUUUUUA
Molecule: messenger RNA, 1514 nt
Organism: Nicotiana attenuata
Lineage: Eukaryota; Viridiplantae; Streptophyta; Magnoliopsida; Solanales; Solanaceae
Product: cinnamoyl-CoA reductase 1
Exons: 6
Coding region: 211-1185 (324 amino acids)
Molecular function (GO): oxidoreductase activity, acting on the CH-OH group of donors, NAD or NADP as acceptor
Source: RefSeq, a predicted model, not a curated record